GGAAGCACAGGAACACGCAGCAGAACUUUCCACGUCGUGCCCGAUCGACAAGAGCUCAUAGCAUGGAGUCAUAUCGUUGCCUUUGAUUUUGAGGGUUUACUUUUUGUAAACUUGUGAUCGCACUGUAAAUUAUGUCUCUGGACGAUAAUAUUUCCAGACAGGCAGAUGAGAUUGAGGCUCUGACUGCCAUCUAUGGAGAUGAAUGGUGCGUAAUUGACUCAGUUUCAAGAAUAUACUGCAUCAGGAUAGCAGAUAGUCUAGAUGAUCCCAAAUGGAAGUUGAGUCUGCAAGUUGUGCUUCCAGACGACUAUCCAUUAUUGUCACCUCCUCAGUUUCAAAUUAAUGCCACAUGGCUGAGAGGGAAUGAGCGCACUGCACUCGAAAAUAAACUUUCUCAGAUCUACUGUGAUAAUAUGGGUGAGGAUUUGAUUUUUAUGUGGGUGGAAGGAGUUCGUGAGUUUCUUCAAGACAAGUCAGACAAAGAUCCUAUCUCUGACAGUGUUUCUGAUAGGAUGGUUGUUCAGACAACUGAGGAGGAUGAUGCUGAUGAUGAUUUUGACCCCAGUUCUCUUGGUGAUGUUACGUUUGUAGCAUAUCAAGCUGAUCUAAACAACAGAUGUUCAGUGCCGUGUCCAGAGAUCAUUCACGGCAGCACACUGUCAGACAGACGGAGCACCUUCCAACCUCACUUGGCCUCAGUGACAGACAAACUUCAGAUCACAGCAGUUAUGCAAAAGCUGCUGGAAAACAAGAAGAUAGCAAAUGCCACCCAUAAUAUGUUGGCCUACCGCAUCAUGACUGGCUCUGGGCCCGUCUACCAGGGCUGCGACGAUGAUGGGGAGACGCAUGCAGGAUCUAGAAUGCUGCAUCUACUACAGAUAAUGAAUGCAGAAAAUGUGAUGGUGGUUGUAUCCCGGUGGUAUGGUGGAAUACAUUUAGGCCCUGACCGUUUCAAGCACAUUAACAACUGCACAAGGCAGAUCUUAGAGGAAAACGGUUUUCAACGAGACAAGGAGGAGAAGAAAGGACCUAGAAGUGGCAAGAAGUCCAGAUAGCCCGCAUUGGUCUUUGUGUAUUUCUUUGUGUGUUUCUGGUUUGCCCUGUGGCCUAUGAGAAUACUUUGCAUAUGUGAUAGUGAACUGACCCCAGAUGUUGAUGGACUGGGCUCUUUCUGGAGUAACUGUUUUUUCUGAGCGCCUUCCUUUUAGUAAGGGUUCGUUCUUAAUGAAUUACUGUACAUUGGUCUAUUGAUCUAUUGACAAGACAAAAUUCACUGAGUGUUGAAUUUCCUGAUUUUUUGUUGCUUUUCUUAACUAUUUCUUGGUCAGAGACAAAUUUUUCAUUGCAAUCUUGAAAAUAAAUGAGAUAAGAUACU
Aplysia californica (California sea hare) is the source of this 1375-nucleotide messenger RNA. RefSeq names its product protein IMPACT. The coding region runs from base 132 to 1055 and encodes 307 amino acids. The record is from RefSeq and is a predicted model, not a curated record. Gene Ontology annotation, biological process: regulation of translational initiation. The transcript is spliced from 10 exons. Gene Ontology annotation, cellular component: cytoplasm. Gene Ontology annotation, molecular function: protein binding. NCBI's taxonomy places the organism in Eukaryota, Metazoa, Mollusca, Gastropoda, Aplysiida, Aplysiidae.